UUUUUGUUAUAACGUGGAAAGUUGUUGCAAUUUGUUAAGUAACUUAUUUUUCGACACGCGUAUAACACGCUGAUGUAAAUGCAAACACCACGUACUGAAGUUUGUAGAAUGAAAACGGUUCUGGAGUCCUGUUAUUUUGACGCAUUGUGUAGGGAGGAUCUAUGGAAUCAUGAAGAGCUAGACUAAGGAAAGAUGCUCCAACUGGUGUCUCCACUGAGGAGGUGGCAAUGCCCCUCAGUUGUAUUGCAGAGGCGAAUGUGUUCAGGUGCAGCAGAGCCAAAAGUGCAGCAAGACUCAAGUCAGACCCGCAUGAACCCUCUCAACAUCCAGAUGCUCUCCAAAAAUCUGCAUGAACAGAUUUUCCGCUACCCAACAGUGGAGUACUUGAGUACCAACGUAGAGAAAAGUAUCAGGCAUUUGGAAAAGCAUAAUCUCUGGGGGAAGGAGUCUUCACUGUUGACUGACGUAGAUCUGAAAUUGCCCAAGAUGUAUGGCGACAACAUUGAUGGUCAUUUUCAAAUUCUUGCCCAGAAGCAAAGUUUGCCUUACUUGAAGGCAGCCAGUUGGCUCCAGCAAACAGAGCUGCCCCAGAUGCCUGAAAAGUGGGUUUGGGAAGUGGGCUGGACAUUGUAUGGGGCUAAUGGAGAUUUUAAAAAGGUGGAUUUUCCAGAGGAGAAUGCCCUGGUGUUUGAUGUGGAAGUCUGCAUGGCUGAUGGUCACUGUCCCACACUGGCAGUGGCUGUUUCACCAACUGCCUGGUACUCGUGGUGCAGUAAAAGAUUGAUUGAGGAGAGAUACAGUUGGUCAAGUCAGCUAACCCUGGCAGACCUCAUCCCACUAGAGACUCCAGCCAAUUCCUGCAGGCCUCCUGGUGGACAGUGGCAGGAGAGACUCAUAGUGGGGCAUAAUGUCAGCUUUGACCGAGCACACAUUAAAGAACAGUACUUGUUAAAAGGCUCAAAGAUGCGUUUCCUAGACACGAUGAGCCUCCAUAUGGCUAUCUCAGGACUGACUGGUUUUCAGCGUUCUCUCUGGAUGGCUAGCAGGUACGGCAAGAAACGGGGCCUGCAAGAAGUCAAGGAGCACAUGAAGAAGCUUGGACGAUACUCCAAGGGCCCGGCGAUUGGUUCUUGGAACUGGGUUAACAUCAGCAGCAUUAAUAACUUGGCUGACGUUCAUGCCCUCUAUGUUGGAGGGGAUCCUCUUAAGAAAGAGGCCAGGGACAUUUUUGUAAAGGGCAGCAUGAGAGACGUUAGGAGAAAUUUUCAGGAGCUGAUGCAGUAUUGUGCAAAGGAUGUUCUGGCUACUCAUGAGGUUUUUACACAACAACUGUCCCUCUUCAUGGAACGGUGUCCUCAUCCAGUGACAUUUGCAGGAAUGCUUGAAAUGGGUGUCUCAUACUUACCUGUCAAGCAGAACUGGGGCCGAUAUUUGGAAGAUGCCCAAGAUACAUAUGAAGAGCUGCAAAGAGAAAUGAAGAAAUCUCUAAAGAUUCUUGCUGAUGAUGCUUGUCAGUUACUGCAGGAUGACAGAUAUAAGGACGACCCUUGGCUUUGGGACUUGGAGUGGGACGUUCAGGAGUUCAAGCAGAAGAAAAUGACCAUGAGCAAGAAAAAGAAAGCCGAACAAGAUGCUGAGAAAGCAGCAGCAAUGGCUUCUGGAUCUGACAGAUUAAAGAAGGACUGGGAUGAAGAUCCAGGUCCUCCAGAGGAAGAUCAAGGGACUGUGGACCCCAGCAAAGAACUUGUAGAGAGACUGAAGGAAACUGUAAACUGCCUGCCCAAGAGGAGACGGCACAUGCCGGCACACCCUGGCUGGUAUCGAAAACUGUGUUUGAGGUUAACAGAGGAGGAUGAGGCUUGGUCUCCUGGAGCCAGCCAGAUCAGUCUGCAGAUGAGAGUGACACCCAAGCUGAUGAGCAUGACAUGGGAUGGUUUCCCCUUGCACUAUACAGAAAAACAUGGCUGGGGCUACCUGGUCCCAGGACGCAGAGAUAACCUGGAUGCUACAGAGGACACUGAAGGACCUGUUUGUCCUUAUAGGGCAAUUGAGAGCAUCUACAGAGAAUAUUGUGAACAGAAAGGAAAGAAGCAGCCACAGUGUCUCGACAGUCUGCCCUCAGAGGAUCUCAUGCUGACUGACAGCAGUGUGUGGCAAACAGUGGAGGAGUUGAGCCGACUGGAGGUGAUGUCUGAUGAUGAGAUGGUGCCAAGAGCAGUGAGAACAGAAAAGGCUAAGGUAUCACCAAAUCUGGAAGCAGGUAGUGAAUGUCCCUAUCACCAUGGUAAUGGACCAUACAAUGAUGUAAAUAUCCCUGGAUGCUGGUUCUUUAAACUACCUCAUAAGGAUGGUAAUGAAAACAAUGUGGGUAGCCCAUUUUCUAAAGAUUUCUUGUCUAAAAUGGAGGACGGGACACUUCAGGCAGGCCAAGGAGGAACAAAUGCAGCUCGUGCUCUAGAGAUUAACAAGAUGAUGUCAUUUUGGAGAAACGCCCAUAAACGCAUCAGCUCUCAGAUGGUUGUGUGGCUGCGAAAGGGAGAACUUCCUCGUACAGUUAACAAACAUGAGGACUACAACGAGGAAGAACAAUAUGGUGCCAUCUUACCACAGGUUAUUACUGCAGGGACAGUCACGCGCAGAGCUGUAGAACCAACGUGGCUGACUGCCAGUAAUGCUCGGAGGGAUCGAGUGGGCAGUGAACUGAAAGCUAUGGUGCAGGUCCCUCCUGGUUAUCACCUGGUCGGAGCAGAUGUUGAUUCUCAAGAGCUGUGGAUUGCAGCAGUGCUGGGAGAGUCUCACUUUGCUGGCAUGCACGGCUGCACAGCAUUUGGAUGGAUGACCCUGCAGGGCAAGAAGAGUCAGGGCACGGACCUGCACAGCCGUAUAGCAGACACUGUGGGCAUUAGCCGAGAGCAUGCUAAAGUCUUUAACUACGGCCGUAUCUACGGAGCAGGCCAGCCAUUUGCUGAGCGUCUGCUCAUGCAGUUUAACCAUCGACUCAGCCAACCAGAGGCAGCCAGCAAAGCACGACAGAUGUACGCACUCACUAAAGGCCUGCGCAGGUAUCACCUGUCUGAGGAGGGGGAGUGGUUGGUAAAGGAACUGGGUGUGGAUGUGGUGAGGGAUGAAAAUGGAACUGUGUCCAGAGAGGAAUUGCGGAGAAUUUCUAAACUAGCUGGGAGGAGUUCUCAAAAUAAGAGGAAGUGGGACGUGGCUGGACGACGCGUGUGGACUGGAGGUACCGAGUCCGAGAUGUUCAACAAGCUGGAGAGCAUCGCUCAUUCAGAGCAACCUGCCACCCCUGUGCUAAGCUGUAGGAUCUCUCGAGCUCUGGAGCCAGCCGCUGUCAGAGAAGAGUUUAUCACUAGCAGAAUAAACUGGGCAGUUCAGAGUUCAGCAGUGGACUACCUUCACCUGAUGCUGGUGGCUAUGAGGUGGCUGAUGGAAGAGUACGACAUAGACGGGCGCUUCUGUAUUAGCAUUCAUGAUGAGGUACGCUACCUGGUAAAAAGUGAAGACAGACACAGAGCAGCACUUGGCCUACAGAUCACCAACCUGCUUACCCGUUGUAUGUUUGCCUAUAAGCUGGGCAUGAACGAUCUUCCUCAGUCGGUAGCUUUCUUCAGUGCUGUAGAUAUUGACCAGUGCUUGAGAAAAGAGGUCUCCAUGGACUGUGUGACCCCAUCUAACCCUACAGGACUGGAGAGGAGAUAUGGACUAGCUCAAGGUGAGGCCUUGGACAUCUAUCAGAUCAUUGACAUUACCAAAGGGUCGUUAUCAAAAGGAAAAUAGCCCAAUCAUGUCUACAAGCAGCAAGAGAGAAGAAGUGCCUGAUAACAGCUUACAGGUCAACAAAGGUGGAAUGAAAAGUGCAUGUUUCUUUUUUUUUUACUGCUGUCUUCUUUUCUUCUUGGGAGCCUGACUCUCCUCAGCAACUUGUGAUGCUUCAGUCUAAAUAAACAAUAAUAUUUAGGUCAUCACAAUGGGAAAAAUAAUAGAAUGGGAUAUUAAGACGUUCUUUCCUGUGAGAUGUUUUGAUAAAGUUUAUUGUGAGUAUAUAAGUGGUUAUUUUGUUUGUAUUUUAAACUCUAACUUUUAAAGAAGAGUGUUACGUUAUCCUUUACAAGGAUUUAUGUUGUUUGUUUCUUUUCUGGAUUUUUCCGAUCUAGUCAUUUCCAGUUUCUCAUUGUAAAGCCACUGCCACUUGCUCAACCCAACACAUGUCCCCUCCGACACAUCACCAGCCAGUGCGUAUGUAGAGCCAUGCUAAGCUCUAUGUGGAAGCCCCCCAUAGCACUAACAUGAAUCUUGGAUGCAUAAAUGAAAAAUAAAUAACUUUUUAAAUAAAGGGCUCAUUGUGACUUUAGUAAGGAUGUUUACGUUUAACCAGUUAACCAGCAAAUAAGUCAUUGUUCCAUUUAUGCUGUCAGCUAAGUAACAGCUGAUGCUUGAUGUUCAACUGCUUUGAUUUUCUUAAGUUGCUUAUUUUAAAUAGUUGAUAAUAGCAUUUUUUGUAAGACAAUUGCAAGGGGUUCAGUGUGUGUGCAUGUAAAAAUCAGUAUUAGUGCAAAAGAGUCCUUUGUGUAAACUGCAGACCCAGCGUCCAGAAAAGUUGGAACAUUUUGUAAUAUACAAUAAAAAGAAGAAUCUGGAA
This is a messenger RNA of Trichomycterus rosablanca, 4654 nucleotides long. It is a transcript of the gene polg, whose product is annotated as polymerase (DNA directed), gamma. The transcript has 23 exons. NCBI's taxonomy places the organism in Eukaryota, Metazoa, Chordata, Actinopteri, Siluriformes, Trichomycteridae. Gene Ontology annotation, molecular function: DNA binding; 3'-5' exonuclease activity; DNA-directed DNA polymerase activity. Bases 193 to 3792 code for a protein of 1199 amino acids. Gene Ontology annotation, cellular component: mitochondrion; gamma DNA polymerase complex. Gene Ontology annotation, biological process: mitochondrial DNA replication. The record is from RefSeq and is a predicted model, not a curated record.